AACCUCCAUUUUUUGGCCUCUCAUUCUUUAUCCGUUAUUUCACUUCCAAAUGGGUAGCCUAAAUAUCGAUCCAGAACUUCAAAAUAACUCGGUAUCAUGCAUUAACCCCCUAGAUUCUGAGGAAUUGAGAAGGCAAGGUCACAUGAUCAUAGACUUCAUCGCUGAUUAUUACAAAAAUGUCGAGAAACAGCCCGUUCGAAGCCAAGUUGAACCGGGUUAUCUCAGUAAAUGCUUGCCAAAAUCUGCACCAAAUAAUCCUGAACCCAUCGAAAAAAUCCUCCAGGAUGUCCAGGAACAUAUUGUCCCUGGAAUAACACAUUGGCAAAGUCCUAAUUAUUUUGCAUACUUCCCUUCAAGUGGCAGUGUCGCCGGGAUUAUCGGUGAAAUGAUUAGCACUGGCUUUAAUGUUGUAGGAUUUAAUUGGAUGUCAUCACCCGCCGCAACCGAGCUGGAGAAUAUAGUUAUGGAUUGGCUUGGAGAAAUGCUGAAGCUUCCUAAAUCUUUCCUUUUCUCUGGCAAAGGCGGGGGUGUUAUACAAGGAACUACGUGUGAGGCCAUUUUGUGCACAUUAUCUGCGGCAAGAGACCGUAUUCUCAACAAGAUUGGAAGAGAAAACAUUACGAAGCUUGUUGUUUAUGGCUCCGAUCAAACUCAUAGUGCUCUACAGAAAGCUGCUCAAAUUGCCGGCAUUGAUCCGAAAAAUUUCCGAGCUAUUAAGACAAUGAAAUCAUCUUCAUUUGGUCUAUCCCCCGACUCACUGCAGUUGACAGUUGAAUCAGAUGUAGAGGCCGGGUUGAUCCCUCUUUUUCUAUGUGCUACAGUUGGGACGACUGGAACAACUGCCGUUGAUCCAAUCGGUCCGCUUUGUGACAUAGCCAAAAGAUAUGGAAUAUGGGUUCAUAUUGAUGCUGCAUAUGCCGGAAGUUCCUGUAUCUGCCCGGAGUUUCGCCAUUUCCUCGAUGGUAUAGAAGAUGCGGACUCCUUCAGUCUCAAUGCACAUAAAUGGUUCUUCACUACUCUCGAUUGCUGUUGCCUUUGGGUGAAGAAUCCAGGUGCUCUCAUACAAUCCCUCUCAACAAAUCCUGAGUUUUUGAGAAACAGGGCGAGUGAUUCGAAGACAGUGGUGGAUUAUAAAGAUUGGCAAAUAACACUAAGCCGAAGAUUUCGUAGCAUGAAAUUGUGGCUUGUGCUUAGAAGCUAUGGAGUGACCAAUCUGAGGAAUUUCCUUCGAAGCCAUGUCAAAAUGGCAAAGCUAUUUGAGGAGCUAGUGGGGAGUGACAAGAGGUUUGAAGUUGUUGUUCCAAGAAACUUUGCUAUGGUUUGUUUUCGGGUAGUGCCAUCAGCCUUGGAUAAGGCAAGCGAUGAUAUUGAGGAGGAGCCAGUAAAUAAAUUCAAUAAUGAACUGUUGGAGUCUAUAAAUAAAUCUGGGAAAUUAUACAUGACUCAUGCCAUUGUUGAGGGAAUCUUUGUGAUAAGGUUUGCUAUUGGUGCCACUCUGACGGAGGAACGCCAUGUGGUGGCGGCUUGGAAGGUGGUGCAACAACAUUUGGAAGCAAACCUUAAUAUGAUAUGAGCUCGUGAAAAUGCAAAUUAGAGUAUUUCAAUAUAGCUAUAUCUCUUUCUGUGCUAGAAAUUAAGCAUGCAAAUUAAUAUAAGAUCAUGAAAAUGAAAAUGAAAAUUAAACUAGUUCACUUGACAUAAACCGUCUAGUGCUCAUUGUGGAGUCCUAAUAAUUAGAUAACUAAAUUCUGCGUGAAACUUGUCCUUCAAUGUAUUACUAGUGAUUUUUUUUUUUUUUUUUUGAAUUUUAUAUAUGUUGAACUCUCUCUCUAAAAUGUAAUGUAAAAAAUAUUCAAUAUAAUAAGUACAUGUUUGGUA
This is a messenger RNA of Pistacia vera, 1878 nucleotides long. Its product is annotated as tyrosine/DOPA decarboxylase 1-like. The record is from RefSeq and is a predicted model, not a curated record. Gene Ontology annotation, biological process: amino acid metabolic process. Lineage: Eukaryota; Viridiplantae; Streptophyta; Magnoliopsida; Sapindales; Anacardiaceae. Gene Ontology annotation, molecular function: carboxy-lyase activity; pyridoxal phosphate binding. Bases 50 to 1573 code for a protein of 507 amino acids. The transcript has a single exon.